AUGAAGAAAACUUAGCCUGAAUAUUACGGUAAGAACUUAUUAGGAUUUUCAUAAAUUUUAGAUACUUUUGUUUAUAAAAAAAAUGUGACUGUCCGUAUUCCUUUGAUCACUCAUAGAAUAUGGCUUACAGACAUUUUAUCUCCUGUUGAAAUUGAUUAAAUAUUAAAGAUAGAAGUAUUACAAGAAAUGGCUUAAAGUUAUAAAUUAUUAACAGAAUCUGCAAAAUAAAAUGGUUUGAAUUGGACCCAUUAUGCUUGGAUCUAAAAUAUGACUUUGCUACCUAAAACUGUAAAAAUCUUUUAAGACUUUGGAGUUGAGGUAAAAGAAAUUUAUGAUUUAGAAGCAAUGAAAAAUGAAAGAAAGAGGAGAUAAUUUGAAUACUAUGUGUAAGAUUUAAGAGCCAUAUCUGCAGGAACAGAUUUUCUAAGAGCAAUAACAGUAUUUGAAUACGGAGGAAUUUAUUUUGACAAUGACUAUUCUUUUAAAUAUUGGGAUUACAAUGUAAAUUACUAUUUUGAUUUCUUUGCUAUUUAUGUUCAUUACCCUUGGCCAUUUGGCGUAUUAGAGACAAAUUUUUUCGCUGCAAAAAAAGGUCACAUAGCAUUACAAGGCUAUAUUAAUCUUAUGGUAGAUGGCUUUAAAUUCAAUAACGAAUCCUAAGAGAGACAUUUUUAUUAGAAUGAUUGCAGUGUGAAGACAUAAGCAGUUGCCUUAUUUGGAACUGGACCUCAUGCAUUUGGUGCUUCAGUCUUAUACUAUCUUAAUCAAAAUGGUAAUUAGGAUAUAAUAGUUACUCAACUUAUCAAUCUGGACAAGUAUCCAAUAUAGAUUAUUGAUGAGAAAGGACAAUAAGGUACUCUUAUAUUAUAGACAAAAGGUAGGGAUAGAUUUAUGGCAACAUGGAAAAAUUCGAUGAGAGAUUUAUAAGCAUUUGGUUGGCAUGAUUUUACGGAUUUCUGA
Messenger RNA from Stylonychia lemnae, 960 nucleotides. The record is from the annotation of a GenBank genome assembly. Lineage: Eukaryota; Ciliophora; Spirotrichea; Sporadotrichida; Oxytrichidae.